GGGACAAUAACAGACACUUGAAUGCACGCUCACCUGUGUCGCUUGUGUGGCGCGCGGAUUCCUAGAAGUAGAAAUAGAAGUGGAAGUAGCAGCAGUAGCAGUAGUGGUUGUAGUGGUAGUAGUAGUAGUAGUAGUAAAGGAGGACAACAUGAAGUACCAGAAAUAUAUCACGGUGAUGCAGAUGGCCAUGGGAGUGACAGCCUCCAACAAAGACUGCCUCCCGGUGAAGAGAAUGCUGUGGGUGACUCCGCAAGAUGAAGACACAUCCCCCUCAGGUGCUCCCGGGUGUUCAGAUGGGCGUACAGGUGCUAGCGGGGGUGCUAUGGCCAUCUCCACCCUCUCGUUGCCCAUGAGCCAGGGCAAACCUUCCCUGCGUCGCAUCAAAGGCCGCAUUCACCGCAGCAAGAGCCUGGACAGCAUGGAUCUGCUCGACUCCAAUAGUGCAGCGAUGGAGGAAACGGUCAUAUGGGAACAGCACACAGUGACCCUUCACAGGGCCCCAGGGUUUGGGUUUGGUAUUGCCAUCUCAGGUGGGCGAGACAACCCUCAUUUCCAGAGUGGAGAGACCUCCAUUGUGAUAUCUGAUGUGCUGAAAGGAGGUCCUGCUGAGGGACUGCUACAAGAGAAUGAUCGAGUGGUGAUGGUCAAUGCUGUCUCUAUGGACAACGUGGAGCAUGCCUAUGCAGUACAGCAGCUCCGAAAGAGCGGGAAAAAUGCAAAGAUAACUAUUCGGCGGAAGAGGAAAGUGCAGUUACCUGUUUCUCGGCCAGGGGACAGGGAGACGAUGUCAGAGCAUGAAGAGGAGGACAGCGAUGAGGAAGAUGGCUAUGAGCACCACAGUGGACAUGGCAGCCAAAGUGCCUACGGAGGAGCGAGCGGAGGCACGGGCACCGGCAAGCGUCCGGAUCGUGAGCGGAGCAGCAGCGGCAGGCGGGAUCACAGUGCCUCGCGGGAGAGGAGCGCCUCGCGGGAUAGGAGCGCCUCACCGCGCUCCGAUCGCCGAUCACAAACCUCCUCUGCACCAACCAAGCCUGCCAAGGUCACACUGGUCAAGUCCCGUAAGAAUGAAGUAGAAUACGGACUGCGGUUGGCUAGCCACAUCUUUGUGAAGGACAUCUCUCCUGAGAGCCUCGCUGCCAGAGACGGAAACAUCCAGGAGGGAGACGUUGUACUUAAGAUCAAUGGAACAGUUACAGAGAACCUUUCACUAAUAGAUGCCAAGAAGCUGAUCGAGAGGUCAAAGGGCAAGUUGAAGAUGGUGGUGCAGAGAGAUGAUAGAGCCACGCUGCUCAACAUUCCCGACCUUGAUGACAGCAUCCCAUCAGCCAAUAACUCGGACAGAGAUGACAUUUCAGAAAUACAUUCGCUGACAUCAGAGCAUUCCAAUCGAUCGCACGGGCGAGGUCGAUCACGCUCGCCUGACAGGGCCGAGCCAUCAGACCUUCCCCGUCACUCACCUCGGCAGAUCAGCAAUGGCAGCCAUCGAAGUCGAGAUGAGGAUCGCAUCUCCAAACCAGGGUCCAUGUCCACACUCGUCAAAAGCUCCGAUGAUGGCGUCUUGUCUCAGGCCAGCGACCAGGCCAGCUCCAGAGAUGACAAACUGUUACCUCCGCUGCCGGAACCAAAGCCAGUUUAUGCACAGCCUGGGCAGCCUGACGUGGACCUGCCUGUCAGCCCCUCUGACGCCCCCGUGCCCAGCGCCGCUCAUGAUGAGAGCAUCCUCAGGCCGAGUAUGAAACUGGUGAAGUUCAAGAAGGGAGAGAGUGUUGGUCUGCGGUUAGCAGGAGGAAACGACGUGGGAAUCUUUGUUGCAGGUGUUCUGGAGGACAGUCCUGCAGCCAAGGAGGGGCUGGAGGAGGGAGACCAGAUCCUCAGGGUGAACAAUGUGGACUUUGCUAACAUAAUCCGGGAGGAGGCUGUGCUGUUUCUGCUGGAUCUCCCAAAAGGAGAAGAAGUGACUAUAUUGGCCCAGAAGAAGAAGGAUGUGUACCGCAGGAUAGUGGAAUCGGACGUGGGUGACUCCUUCUACAUUCGGACACAUUUUGAAUAUGAAAAGGAGUCACCGUACGGGCUGAGCUUCAACAAGGGCGAGGUGUUCCGUGUAGUAGAUACGCUCUACAACGGCAAACUAGGCUCCUGGCUCGCUAUCCGUAUUGGCAAGAACCAUCAGGAAGUGGAGAGGGGAAUCAUCCCCAACAAGAACAGAGCGGAGCAGCUGUCCAGUGUGCAGUACACCCUCCCCAAAACGCCAGGAGGGGACAGGGCCGACUUCUGGAGAUUCAGAGGACUGCGAAGCUCCAAGAGGAAUUUGCGGAAGAGCAGGGAGGACCUGUCCGCCCAGCCCGUCCAGAGCAAGUUCCCUGCCUACGAGAGGGUGGUGCUGAGGGAAGCUGGGUUCCUGAGGCCUGUGGUUCUCUUUGGGCCAAUCGCAGACGUGGCCAGAGAGAAACUGGCCAGGGAGGAGCCAGACAUCUUUGAACUAGCAAAAUCACAACAACAACAAGGAGGGGAAAAGAGUGAACCCAGGGAUGCAGGGACCGACCAGAAGAACUCCGGCAUCAUUCGCCUGCACACUAUCAAACAGAUCAUUGACCGGGACAAGCAUGCGGUGCUGGACAUCACCCCUAACGCAGUGGACCGUCUGAACUACGCUCAGUGGUAUCCCAUUGUGGUGUUCCUCAACCCCGACACCAAGCAGGGCGUCAAGCACAUGAGGACCCGCCUCUGCCCCGAGUCUCGGAAGAGCGCCAGGAAGCUCUUUGAGCGAUCCCACAAAUUAAGAAAGAACAACCACCACCUCUUCACCACUACCAUUAACCUGAACAACAUGAAUGAUGGUUGGUUUGGAGCUCUGAAGGAGAUCAUCCAGCAGCAGCAGAACCAGCUGGUGUGGGUUUCAGAGGGCAAGGCUGACGGGGCAGCUGAGGAUGACCUGGAUAUCCAUGACGACCGCCUGUCUUACCUGUCUGCACCAGGCAGCGAGUACUCCAUGUACAGCACCGACAGCCGCCACACCUCUGACUACGAGGACACGGACACAGAGGGCGGGGCCUACACCGACCAGGAGCUGGACGAGACGCUGAACGACGACGUGGGUCCGCCCGCCGAGCCGGCCAUCACCCGCUCCUCCGAACCUGUCCGCGACGACCCCCCGGUGAUCCAGGAGCCCCCCGGCUACGCAAGCUUCCACACCGUGCAGCCGACCCCCCUGAACCGCAUCGACCCGGCAGGAUUCAAGGCUCCGGUUCCGCAGCAGAAAGCAGAGGCCGCUGCCGUCCCUAGCGUCCCCCCGCAGCCUGAGCCCCUGGCUGAGACUUUGCCCCCUGCUGUCGACGUUACUGUAAAAACUGUAGGGGGGGUGAGCCCUGACGAGGCUCCUGCAGCUCCUGUCAGCCCGCCAAGCCCUGACCCAGAGGCGGGCUCACUUAGGAUGCCCACCCCUGAGCUAGCCCCUCAGAGCGUCUCACCAGAGCCUCUACAGUCUGGACUGGCCGGUUCAGAAACAAAGAUGUACCAGAAGGAUCCAUACAUCCCAGACAACACAGGAAGAAUCGGUCACAGCAUGAAGCCUGUGACUUACAACCCUCAGCAGGGAUAUCACCCCGACCAGCAGCCAUACAGAGAUUACGACCACCCCCCCAGCCGGUAUGAUGUCAGCAGCAGUGGAGUCAGCAGCGGAGGGGGCUUCCCAGAACCAAAGCACCGAAACAACUAUGACUCUAACCUGCCCUACGAGAACAGUGUGCCUCACUACGACCAGCAACAGUGGAACCCGUACAACCAGCCGCUCCCUACUGCCAACUCCCAGGGCUACGACCCCCGCCUGCCAUACGGGGACAGCCCUGACCCCCAGUACACCCCCCCUCUCCGCUACGACGAGCCCCCGCCUCAGCAGGGAUUUGACGGGCGGCCUCGCUACGGCAAACCGACCGGUCCAGCUCCUGUCCGUUAUGAUGACCCCCCACCCCCUGUUUCGGGGUCCGACAUGCACUACGACCAGGAUUCUCACCUGAACGCGUACCCCUCGGCUGCCCACUCCCCGGACCCCACUGCCCAGCGGCCGGCUUAUAACCCGGGACCAACAGCACAACAGCAGAGCUACAAACCUCAGCAGUAUGACCCCGUUCCUGUGAACUCUGCAAGCAGCCCCACACCCCCUCCCAAAGCAGAGGCCCCCUCACCCUCGCCUGCCGAUCCUCCGAAUCCUUUCCCCGCCAGAGAUCUGCAAGAUGAACCCGCCGCCCGGGCACAGUCGGUCCUGACGAGGGUCAAGAUGUUUGAGAACAAGCGCUCUGUGUCGGUGGAUAGAGUGGCAGUAGAGUCUUCUGGGAACAAGGCAGCCGAUAUACCUUUGAAAGCAGAUGGAGUCAUCCCAAAAGCGAAUUCUCUGAGCAACCUGGAUCAAGAGAAGACCUUUAGAGCCCCAGGGCCUCAGCAGCCUCCAUCCAUGGUCGCUGAUGACAUCGUGCGCUCCAACCAUUACAACCCAGACGAGGACGAGGACUACUACAGGAAACAGCUGUCGUAUUUUGACAGGCUCCAGACCGGUCCUAGCAAAGCCCAGCCACAAGCACAAACAAAUAACAACUACUCCAGGACGGAGUCAGUGGAGAAACCAAGUCCAGUGGAGAAGAAAUACGAACCAAUUCCCCAGGUGACGCCUACUCUGCCACCCGCCACACUGCCCAAACCCGCACCUGAAGCCAACACUGUGCAGGCCAACUUCCUGCCUCACAAGAGCUUCCCUGAGAAGUCUCCGGUUAACGGCACAAGUGAACAUCCUCCAAAAACCGCUCCACCAGCAACCAGCUACAACCGCUACACUCCCAAGCCCUACACCACGUCUGCCAAGCCUUUUGCGCGCAUGUUCGACAGUCCUAAGUUCAACCACAACCUCCUGCCCAACGACAAGCCGGAGACCGCUCCCAAGGGCCAGAACUCUAGCCCUGUAAAGCCUCAGACCCCCCCCCAGCCCCAGAACAUAGACCAUGACAGCGGCCUGGACACUUUCACACGCACUAUGGACCACCGCUCCAAAAACCAGCACAACAACAUCAACGCUGUGCCCAAGGCCAUCCCUGUGAGCCCCAGUGCCCUUGACGAUGAUGAGGAUGAAGACGAGGGCCACACUGUGGUGGCAACAGCACGAGGUAUCUUCAACUCUAACGGAGGCGUCCUGAGCUCCAUCGAGACAGGGGUCAGCAUUAUUAUCCCGCAGGGCGCCAUCCCUGAAGGCGUGGAGCAGGAGAUCUACUUCAAGGUCUGCAGGGACAACAGCAUCCUGCCGCCACUCGACAAGGAGAAAGGAGAGACUCUGCUCAGCCCUCUGGUGAUGUGUGGACCUCAUGGCCUCAAGUUCUUGAAGCCUGUGGAGCUGCGUUUACCUCACUGUGCGUCUAUGACCCCUGAUGGUUGGUCUUUUGCUCUAAAAUCCUCCGACUCCUCGUCGGGUGACCCAAAAAGCUGGCAGAACAAGUCUCUCCCCGGAGACCCCAACUACCUGGUGGGAGCCAACUGUGUCUCUGUGCUCAUCGACCACUUUUAAGGACGGACCAUCAGCUGUGAUGUUACUGAAUGUGGAACCAUGGGGAUAAAUAGAAGAGGAUGGACGCACAUAAAACACACACACACGCACACACACACACACACACACACACA
Trematomus bernacchii (emerald rockcod) is the source of this 5658-nucleotide messenger RNA. RefSeq names its product tight junction protein 1a (gene tjp1a). Gene Ontology annotation, biological process: establishment of endothelial intestinal barrier; cell-cell junction organization; positive regulation of blood-brain barrier permeability. The record is from RefSeq and is a predicted model, not a curated record. Gene Ontology annotation, cellular component: bicellular tight junction; plasma membrane. Lineage: Eukaryota; Metazoa; Chordata; Actinopteri; Perciformes; Nototheniidae. The transcript is spliced from 31 exons. The coding region runs from base 149 to 5545 and encodes 1798 amino acids. Gene Ontology annotation, molecular function: cell adhesion molecule binding.